Messenger RNA from Lymnaea stagnalis (great pond snail), 1785 nucleotides. Lineage: Eukaryota; Metazoa; Mollusca; Gastropoda; Lymnaeidae. The record is from the annotation of a GenBank genome assembly.
UUGAGUGGUCUUUUAGGUGGUCUUUUGGGUGGCUCAACUAAAAUCGGCACCAGUAGUAAUGGAGGUGACCUUCUUGGUGGCCUGCUGGGCCCUAGUGGGAUCCUGGGUGGCCUUCUUGGUGGAGCAAAUAGUCCUUUGAAACUUUUACUAGAUCCUAAAUCUGGCCUUCUGGCUGGUCUUCUUGGAGGUCCGAAUGGGAAUCUUUUGAAGGGUUUGUUCGAUGGUAAAAAUGGCGUUGUCGGUGCAGUGACUGGUGUUAUCAACCAAGUGCUUUGUCUUCUAGAAAACCACGGUCUUGGAAUUGUCUUGCAACUUUUGAAACUUGUGCCGCUAGAUUCAAUUUUAGGACUUAACCAGGUUUGCCAAGCUGAUGGUGGAAAUGACCUUCUCUCUCUGCUUUUCAAAAAUGUCCUCUCUCUACCCUUAGUCAAUAACAUCGUAUGUCUCACUAAUUCUUUGGGCUUACAACCAGUUCUCCAGUUAGUUGAAAACAUUGGAAUGGGCAAACUUAUUGGACUUUCAAAAAUCAGUUGUUCUGGUGUCCCCCUCAUUUCACCAAAUUCUACUGCUUCGAACAUUCUUUCUCAAUUACUAGGAUCCCUGGAUGUUAAAAUCAUACUCUCAUCGAGUGUGGGUGCUCUUGCGAAUUUGGCUACAGAACUUGACUUGGCAAAUGUAUUGGAUGUUCAAAAAUUUGUUCCUCAACUGUUAUGCCUUCUUCAAAAUGGGCUAAAACUCGAUGGUGUAGUUAAAUUGAUCCAAAAGUUGGGUGUAGAUGUACUUCUUAACAUUACCAAUACCAACUGCAAGGACGGUAAACCUCUCUUUAGCGAUUUGAUUAAGGCGAGUGGGCUCUCCCUAGAAAAGCUUUUGGGUCAGUUAGGAUGUCUGUUGAAUGUUGCUGGUCUGGGCCCCGUAGAACAGCUUUUGGGGGAACUUAAGCUAUCGGUUCUGGGGGCACUCAACUCAAUGUGUAGCGCCCGAGGUGUUGACGGACUACUCGGCUCCCUCCUCCAGGGUGGCCUGGGGGCACUCAAGCCUUUGAUUUGUUUGUUGAAAUCACUCCCGGUUGUCGGUGAUGUCGUGAAACUGGUCGAAAAACUUGGCCUUGAAAAACUUCUCUUGGUAGGUAACUUGACUUGUGAGAGCGGGUCUUCGGCCCUUGAUUUAUCUUCUGUUCUUGACGUCGUCACCAACCUUGCCUCUUCAUUAAAUCUAGACGUUCUUGCUGGUCUAAAUUUGACGAACAUCCUCGAUUUGAAACUCAUCCUUGACCCAUUGAAUGGCGUGCUUGAUUUGCCAGGUCUACUGAAUUCAGUCGCUUGUCUGGUCGAACAUCUUGGCUUGAAAGUCGUCAUAGAUUUUUUGAAACAAGUCGGCGUCACAAAGGCGAUUGGUUUAAAUGUUGAACUUUGCACCGCGGUCAAUGGAACAUCCGGCAGUGGCGUUCUUUCUGUUCUUUUGAACGGUCUCGGAGAGAAUCUGUUAUUUGAUCUGUUUAACACACUCGGUGUCUCCCAACUUCUUCAGCUGGCCGAUUUCAUCAUACAAGAUGGCAAGUUACUUGGCCUUGAUCUUCUCGACAACCUCCUGUGUAUCGUGGCGUCUGCUGGAUUACAGCCCGUCAUCGACCUGUUGAAAAAAGUUGGUCUGGACAAACUACUGGGUAUCUUGGAUUUCUUCUGCCUAAAUGGAAAACCCAUCAGACUUAAUCAUACACUGGACAUCUUUGCCGAGGCUAUUAUUAGAUGCGAGGCUACAGACAGUGUUGAAUGCACUUCGUAA